AUGCGAGACAGGUUCUUGGGGGACCAGCUGCCGGCGCACAUAGGUCUCGGCCUGGCCGCCUGCGCCGCCGCCGCGACCACAUGCCACAUCUUCCUCCUGCACCACCGGCCCAUCCCGGUCGUCGCACCGGCGCCGGCGCGGGAUCGGCGCAAGACGGCGCGGUCGCCGAGAGGCGGGCCGGAUGACCCGUCGACGUUGGUCAUGUCGGGGUCGGCGUCGGGGUCAAGUUCGCCGUAUCCGCCCGACGCGCUGCCCGGCGCGAGGGACGUCGCGACGCCGUAUGGUAACCUGAGGGUUUAUGAGUGGGGGCCCGAGGACGGCGAGAGAGUUCUCCUGCUGCACGGCAUCGGGACGCCGUGUCUCGCGCUGGGGGGCACCGCGGGGGAGUUUGUUCAGCGGGGGUGGAGGGUUAUGACGUUUGACUUCUUCGGGAGGGGCUACUCCGACGCACCAACCGACUUACCCUACGACUCCCGCCUCUACACAACCCAGAUCCUCCUCGCCCUCGCCUCCUCCCCCCUCCGCGGCUGGACGGGCAACGACGCCUUUCACCUGCUGGGCUACUCCCUCGGCGGCGCCGUCGCGGCCUCCUUCGCCUCUUCCAGCCCCCACCUCGUCAAGUCCCUGACCCUCAUCGCCCCGGGCGGCCUCAUCCGCUCCGCGGCGCACGUCGGCUGGCGCAGCAGGCUCCUGUACAACUCGGACCUGCUCCCGGAGUUCCUCAGACGUUUCCUCGUCUCCCGACGCCUCCACCCCGCGCCGUCCAGAAAAGGCGACGUGCCGGAGAAGGAGACGGUCGACGACGCCGAGAACGCGGCGGCCGCCGCUGACUGGGACGGGCUCCAGCUCGUGGGCGGCGCGCGCAUCGGGGACGUCGUGGCGUGGCAGCUCGGGUGUCAUCCGGGGUACGUGCGGAGUUACAUGUCGACGAUCCGGCACGCGCCGAUAUACGACCGCGCGGACGAGGAGUGGAAGGCCCUGGCCGGGGUGUUGGAGGCGAGACGACGGGAGGGCGGGGGGGAAGGAGGACCGCCGGGGCUGAGGAAGGGACGGGUGCUGUUCGUGCUGGGCGAGAGGGACGAGAUCGUCGUACCCGGGGAGACGGUCUGGGACGCGAGACGGGUGCUCGGGGAGGACGCGGUGGAGGUGUUGGUGCUCAAGGGCGGGCACGAGGUCGGGGUUACGAAGGGGAAGGAGAUUGUGGGCGGGGUUCUGGCGGCGUGGGAGAGGGAAUGA
This is a messenger RNA of Colletotrichum karsti, 1236 nucleotides long. RefSeq lists its product as uncharacterized. The record is from RefSeq and is a predicted model, not a curated record. Lineage: Eukaryota; Fungi; Ascomycota; Sordariomycetes; Glomerellales; Glomerellaceae. Bases 1 to 1236 code for a protein of 411 amino acids. The transcript is spliced from 2 exons.